UCUUCUCUGUGUCGCUGCUACAGGGAUACCAAGAUGGAAAUCCAGGGGCUUUCUGAUGCCCAAAACAUUCACUCUCAACAUGGCGCCCUACACAGAACCACUCCGUCUCCACUUCGACCGGCGACAGGGUCGAUACCGCGUUUUAUUUCCACCGAAAAUGAAACGGAAGGACUACUGGAGUCGUCUGAGCCACAAAGUGACAACAACAACAACACCAGGCCGAGGACAUCACCGUUUCACCUACUGGCGGAAAAUGGCAGCGGGGCGGUUUGUUCCCCUGUCAGCAAACCGCAACCAACCGAUAAAACCAGUUUACCGGGUAAUAGACCGAGUGUCGAACUUCAUAACGUAAACACGGAUAAGGAAAAUGAGCUCAACGCACUGCUUGGCUCUCAAGAAUUUGUUAGGGCUGCCUGGAAAUACGGGUUAGAGAGCGGGGACUCUGUAAUGCAAAUGGCGCUGCCUCUGUUUGAAGUGGAAGAGGAAUCGAUUCCGCAGCGGCAUUUAACGUUACCGCUCCCAGUUUUACGGCAGCAGCGUGAGGACGGCGCCUUCAAGCCGCCCUCACUGGCCAGCCACAGCGCUGCUGCGCCGGGGAGCUUCAGCACAGCGAACAGGGCGGACAAAACCACCAAGGAAUUAUAUGUUGUUUUUAACGUCGUUCAGGAGGAUGGCAACGGCGAGGCAAGCAAACACCGACCGGAUGUAUCAUCCGAGGGCGGCGAUAAAAUGAAAGGUAUAAAGCCAAGCCCCGGUGGCUCCAUGGAGGUUGGAAACAGCAGUGACGUUAUUCUCUGUGAAUCUAACGACAACUUAAACUGCCUUGAUAGCCAGGUACUGAAAAAAACUGAGCAUGUUUUCAAUUUACUAAACGACACUUCUACCGUGGCCAACGCUAAACAGGCUGCCUGUCACCGCACUGUCGAAGACGUUGUGUUGACGAACAAAUAUGGCGAUAAGAUCUGUGGCCAGAUUUGCACCGAAAACAAUGAAAGUAAACUGGUUAGGGAGCAUUCGUCGCACUCCCGUUUAGAAGAGAGCAGUGCCUUGAUUUCAGGGACCUCGGGCAUCGUGGAAGCUAUGGACACCUCGGACUUUAUUUCAGCGGGGCUGCAGGGCAGUGCGAACCCAGCCACGGCCUCCACAAGUCCGCCUGCUAGUGAAACCUUUUCCGGAACUAUUACAAUAAACAACCAAAGCAUCAUAGUGACCAUAGAAAAUGGGAUAUUGACUCUCGCUGCCCCGCCUGAGGGCUAUGUGCACAAAGAGGAUGACAUGGUCAGCCUGAAGGAGCACCUUGGUAUGAAAGAUCAUGAGGAUAUUGUUCUUCUCAACUAUGACAGUGGCACGAAAUCCAUCGGGAAGAUCAGCACGCUGGCAGUAUCCAGCUCGAGCCAGCAGGAAGAGCCCAGGCCUGGGUUGUCUGUGAGUGACUCUGAGCUGGCUCUGGUGGAUGACUGCUCGCUGUCAGAGCUUGGCACCUCUCUGGACUCCUGCCCCAUCGUCAAGCAAGAGGCAGGAGCACUGUGUGCUGUAACAGAGGCCGAUCUGGUCACCCCGCACCCCAAAGCCACUGUGGUAGACUGUGACAGUGGGGACUUCCAAUCUGUACCACUGAUCAGGUCCAAGAAAGAGACUGUGGCCUCCUUCGGCUGUCCAGAACCAGGCUGCUCCUGUACGUUUGACACGCGUCAGAAACUCAAGGUGCACCUGCUGAACCAUGCAGAGGACCCCCGCCCCUACCAGUGCACCGUGGAGGGCUGUGGCUGGGCUUUUGCCACCUCUUACAAGCUAAAGCGGCACCUUCAGUCCCAUGACAAGCAGCGGCCACACACCUGUCAGUUCGAGGGCUGUGGGCGCCGUUUCACCACGGUCUACAACCUAAAGGCUCACGUCAAAGUGCACGACCAGGACAACGCCUUCAUCUGCGAGAUCUGCAGCGAGAGGUUUCGCAGUGCCACGCGACUCACCAAUCACCAGAGGGUCCACUUCGAGCCGCAGAGGCCCCACAAGUGUGAAUUCCCAGGCUGCGAAAAAACCUUCAUCACCUUCAGUGCCCUGUUCUCCCACAAUCGCACCCACUUCAGAGAAACGGGCCACUUCACCUGCACCUACCCAGGCUGCGACAAGAUGUACGACAAGGCCUGCCGUCUCAAAAUCCAUAUGAGAAGUCACACUGGUGAGAGGCCGUUUGUCUGUGACUCAGAAGGCUGUGGCUGGUCCUUCACCAGCAUGUCCAAGUUACUCCGACACAAACGGAAACAUGAUGAUGACCGUCGCUUUGUCUGUACAGAGGAGGGUUGUGGGAAAUCCUUCACAAGGGCAGAGCACCUCAAGGGUCACAGUAUCACCCAUCUGGGGACAAAGCCCUUCCAAUGCCAUGCAGAAGGCUGCAAUGCCAAGUUCUCAGCACGCAGCAGCUUGUACAUCCACUCCAAGAAACAUAAGCAGGACGCCAGCACCCUGAGGACCCGUUGUCCAGUGGCCAACUGCUCCAAGCACUUCUCCUCCCGCAGCAGCCUUAAGAGCCACAUGCUCAAACACCACCACCUCAGUCCUGAUGUUCUUAGCCAGAUGGAGACCACGCCCACCCUCACCCCCAGCAGCGAACUCAUCAGCUCCACCCCAACAACCGUAGCAGGGCCUGGUAUUGCCGGGGGUGAUCAGCUUACCAACUUGGACCUCAGCUCUCUGUUCUCUGCUGUGCCUGGAGGCUCUGUGCCCACCGCUGGCAUCGGAGUGGGGAUUCCUGUCGGUGGGGGCAGCUCUAAUGGCACGUUCACCAUGGACCUCUCCCUGGUCAGCUCAGGCAUCCUCACCAUCGACCCCUCCUCGGUCGGUGCCACGCUCUGCACCAGCAGUAGCACCACGUUGGCCAAAGCCGUGGACCCUCUUAUCCUGGCAUCCAGUGCUGACAUGGGCCCCCACCAUGGUCUGGAAGGAACAGUGGGCGACGUCCUUCCCCCACAGGGCACUCUCAAUCUGGAUGAUGUGCAGACCGUUACCCCAGAGGCCCUGGGAACCCUCACAGCUCUCACAAUGCAGGGGGCUGGUGUCUCUGUGGACCCCACUCUGCAGCACCCGCUCAGCUCCUCCAGUGCCCUGAGUGUGGAGCCCACAACCUCCCUGGCCGUUGCCCCUGUUGCCGAGCUGCUGGCCUCACCCUCAAAAGUGGUGGAGGUGGGUGGUCAGGGGGGAGCGGGGCCUCUGUUGGGCUGUGUGGAAGUGCUGGGACCCCAAGAGGGAGGAAAAGUCCUCACUCAGUUUGUUUUCCCGAGUCACAGCAACAGCUUCAGUCCACAGAAAGAUCAGGAUAUCAACGCGGUGUCACCAAGCAGCUUCCUGGAGAGUGGAGGCUCAGCCAGGACUGACUACAGAGCCAUCCAGCUGGCCAAGAAGAAGAAGCAACGAGGUCCCUCAGCCUCCUCUGGGAGUUCUGGAUCGAGUCAGAGGAAAACCAAAGGAGUAAAGGCAGCCGGGGCUCCAGCACCGAUGGCUCCCUCCGGUGCUUGUUACAGUGAAGGGGCUGCAGCGGCCAAUGGGGGCCUGACUCUUCGGGAUCCCGUCACCGGGGCCCAGUAUGUCCAGAUUCAGCUGCUGCAGGAUGACCCAGCCAGUGAUGGCGACCUGGCCUUCCAACUGAGCUCUCAGCCCUCCAGCUCCCACUCUCAGCUCACUGCCGACCUGCCCGUCAACAUUUUACAGGAACCUUCAGUGAUGACAGAGGACGACAACGGCUCUGAUAACUCCCAGUUCACAGGAAGCACAAUCAACCUUCAGGACCUGGAGUGACCGCCACAGAGCUGCACGUCAGAGGUCUGCUGCCAUGACCGACCUCACUGGCACAUCGUCACUGUCUGCAGUUUACAUCAACAAACACACCAUCAAACGGUUGCCUCGUCCUUUCCCAGGACUUUGAAAGCCUUUUUGGACACGCGGUUAAUACAGUGUGGGGAGGAUGUGGACAUGAGUCCACAGAUAAUGCACCUUGAGAAGAUGAGAUGAGGAUUUCCUUGUUCAAAAGAUUAUAAUGUGUUUAUUACUAAAGUCCAGUUUGUACCAAAAUCAAACCGGAGAGCAUUCUCGUGUCAAACAGACACGUGAGAGGCUCUCUGUUCCUCUGUGUCCUGUGGGUUUUGACAGUAACGGUGUCUAUUCCAUGGUGCCACAUUGCCACUCAUGCACACACAGUGCGCUGUCUACGCUCCAGUUGCCUUACAGACACCUCACGCUGUGCAUUCCAACACCGGCCGGUUAUCUGCUUUAUUUGUUGCUCUUUUGAUUUCUUACGUUUUGUUAGAUUUAUUUUUCUAUGGCAGCAGUGAGUCCAUGUUAAAAACAUGCCUGUUCAUGUCUUUAUAUACAGUAUGUAAUGAGUUCCUACCUUGUUGUAAUAAUUUUAUCUGUUUAUUUAUUAUUUAGCUGUGGGUUUACAGAAUGGCAGAGCCAAACACAGAUGAAUUAAAGAAUCAAAGCACAAUCACAA
This is a messenger RNA of Dicentrarchus labrax (European seabass), 4486 nucleotides long. RefSeq names its product zinc finger protein ZXDC. The transcript has 10 exons. Bases 34 to 3792 code for a protein of 1252 amino acids. The record is from RefSeq and is a predicted model, not a curated record. Gene Ontology annotation, cellular component: nucleus. NCBI's taxonomy places the organism in Eukaryota, Metazoa, Chordata, Actinopteri, Moronidae. Gene Ontology annotation, biological process: regulation of transcription by RNA polymerase II. Gene Ontology annotation, molecular function: transcription coregulator activity.